Parnassius mnemosyne (clouded apollo) is the source of this 2716-nucleotide messenger RNA. NCBI's taxonomy places the organism in Eukaryota, Metazoa, Arthropoda, Insecta, Lepidoptera, Papilionidae. The record is from the annotation of a GenBank genome assembly.
CUAGGUAAAUAAAUACCAUUCCAUGUAACAGAGAUCCCGUUGCAAAUACGGUUGUUAUUUAUAUAGUUGCGCUGGCAAUAAUUCUCCCUCGAGUCCCGUCUCUCGAGGCUCUGGAGCCUAGCAUUCUAUAGCAUAGCACGUUGUUUGUGUUGUGAGUAUAAUGUCAAUAUUGCUAUUACAAUACGAAAACUUCGAUCAAUCGAAACCGCUCCGUCUUUUAAAAUGUUAUCGAUUUAUUCAUUGAUAGAUAAGUUCGUGAAAAAUAAAUUAAUGAUUUUAAGAGUAUUCUAACACAAGUGUUUAUAAAUAUAUAAUAUUAUUAUUUUUAGAUGUUUGUCUUUUUUUACUAAUCUGUGUGAACCCCUUAUUGUCCUGUGUGAGUUACUAAUGACGUGUCGAUUCUAUCAGCUAUCAUUUUACCGAUCAUUUCGUUCAUAUAAAAAUUUCACUUUAACAUGCAAAAAUAUGAGAGAAAAACUAAACAACCAUUUUACUUGGUAACAAAUCUGUAUUGUCAAUAACUUACCCUAAGCACGGGGCGUGAAAGGAAGCAUCUAAAAGAUGUCACUGAGCGAAAUAUGGCGACGCCAUGUGUUAAAAGCAUGUAUCCCAGGAACGCAAGGAGAGGCCUUGAACCUAAUAACGAAGUUUAUGUCGGAGCAUGUAGUUAAAAAAUCGAAGAGAUAAGACUAAAGUAGUAAACUUAGUAAUAUGUUAACGCAUGCUUCCCAAAGAAAAAUCCGGUUAGUUUCAAAGUGUUAACCGCGAGAGGGCAUGAAGAGAAUCGCAUGACCAUAUAUCGAGAAAGACAAGCUCACCACCAAUGCCUGCUACAGAUGACCUGAUCAACGAGAUAGAAAAGUACAACGACAUCGGUGACAACAUUGACGAUGCGGUUGUGGAGUUGAUACCGGGAGUUCAGCCCACCGAAAGGCAACUAGAAAACGCCAUCAAGAACCGCGCCCAGCAACAGGAGGCCGCGAGGAAGGAGAAAGAGCGAAUGGAGGAGGCUGCAAGGCGGGAGAAAGAGAAGCAGGAGGAGGAGGCGCGGAAGGAAAAGGAGCGCCUAGAGGAAGAGGCGCGCAGGCCGCCGCCUCCUCCCGCUGCCACUCCCGCAGCACCAGCUGAGGCUCCUGCAGCUCCAGCUGAGACUCCUGCGGUCCCAGCCGAAACUCCCGCAGCCCCAGCUGAAACACCUGCCGAAUAAAGUCUUCAACCUUCUGUCACCACAUCAUACCACCCAUUUUUAACUACUUAAUUUUUAAUCGUUGACACGAACACAACACAACAUAAAUUAUACUCAAUAUUUCGGGUAGCUUUGUAAAUUUUAUAUUUUAAAAAUAAAUGAGAUGAACAUAGCUGAUGGAACGGCGUUUCGCUAGGCGAUACCUUAUACACUAUUCAAUAGCCCAAGUGGCUCGAAGCAUGCCCGCAAAUCAGAUUAACCUUAAUAAACGGCGUGAAAUGACUGAAUGCGCUGGUUUCCACAGACGAUCUGAUCAACGGUAAAGAGUUAUCCAACGAAAUCGAGACUGAAGUCGACGGAUUUCUCCGAGACCUGGGCCUGAUGGGGCAAUCGCCUUCCCGAUACUGCGAUCGUUGCACGCGCUGUAAUUGAAGACUCAACUCAUACUAACGCCUCAAUUCAUGUAUUUAAAAUCUAGUAAACAUUACCCAUUAACUUGCUUUAAAUAAAAAAAAGUAAAACACUACCACUUUCUAAGUUAUGAAAUAAACGCUUCCUUACAAAUUGCAUGAAAGCGUUGAUGUGACACGGACAUUUUGAGCAAAAGCUCAGGUUUUAAUGAGAGCGACGCAUGGCUUCGGAGUGAAAAGGAACGCGACAUGUAAGCAUUAUUUUAAUUAUUACUACUACACACGCUAUCUCGCAUAAUGUUGCCACUAAUUUGCUUUAAAACUUGACUUGAAGAGCGCGCGAAUUAAAUCAAUUGACAAUGUGCCUAUUGUUCCUUAGCUGGCAAAAUUUGUACCAAAGAGUUUUGUUUAUUUUCCUUUUAAACUGUAUAUAUGUAUAUUAUUAAUCAUGUAUAAACUUCAUCGAAAAAGUAUUUAGUAGUAUAAGUAUACUAUUGCCAGCAAGGACACGUUUUGUAACGUUCGUUUAUUAGGGGGACUAUACAAUUUUUGCUUUAUAUUAAGCAAUAAAAUAAUUUAUAAUAGUACGUUAAUUUUUCCGAUAAAAUAUUUAAUACGCACAUAUAUGCAGACGAACUUGUCGCCGAGAAGGAGAAAUACAAGGACAUCGGAGACGACCUCGACACCGCUUUCGUGGAGCUCAUCCUUAAGGAUUAAGUUCUCGAUGCCAAUCCACCACUUACGCCAAGGCUACGCCACCUGCCAGCGAUUCACACAAUAUCUGUAUAGACGUAUUUUACUUUAUAUUUUAUAUUGAUUUAAAGUAUUAUAAUCUAUAGUUUUAUGGCGGUAUUUAUUUUUUAUCUAUCUUAAUAAAUAAUUUAUUGUUUAUAUUUUCGUUUUAUUUUCCUUUACGCAUUCGAAAUUUAUGUUUAAAUUAAAUGAUUUCAUUAGAAUGUUACUAUAGUAUGUACUUACGUAAGUUUUUGCCUGUAACUUUAUAUUUGGUACCUGGUCCUGACAUUAGUGUUUUGUAAUAUUGACAGGCAUGUUGGAUUAGAAAGAGAAUUAUUUAAAUAUUCUCCUUUACUCGAAGAGGAAACAAGAUAUAAAUCGUGUU